Ricinus communis (castor bean) is the source of this 1143-nucleotide messenger RNA. RefSeq lists its product as uncharacterized. Lineage: Eukaryota; Viridiplantae; Streptophyta; Magnoliopsida; Malpighiales; Euphorbiaceae. Bases 190 to 942 code for a protein of 250 amino acids. Gene Ontology annotation, biological process: regulation of mitotic cell cycle. The record is from RefSeq and is a predicted model, not a curated record. The transcript has 5 exons.
AGCACUGCCUUCUCUUUAUAUUUGGCAAGAGACCUAGUUGGAGUAACCCAUUUUGAAAAACCUUGAUCAAAAUCGAGAGAAAUUGAUUUUAGUGAAAACUUUCCCUUGAAGUAGCAAUUCUAAUUGUUGAAGAAGCAGUAAAUCGCAGCCAAUUUGACAUUAAUUAGAACUUUUCUCAUAAGCUCUCCAAUGGCAUCAAGAGCUGGGGGUGUGGUUCAAGAUCAGAAUCUGAAUAUUCACUUUAAUGAAACUUCUGUUGGCUGGAAGACCAAUGUCUCUAAAGCGCCAAGGAAAGGAGUGCUUGGCGGAAGGACACCACUCGGUGAUCUGUCAAAUUCACUGAAACCUUCUUUGAAUCAGGCAUCAAAGAAGCAGAAUUCCAGCAUUUUCUCCUUCACCGAGAAAGAAAUCGGUGCCUCUCAAAAUGCACUAGAUGCAACCAAGAACAGAAGUACCUGUAAAAAAGCCUCGGGGAAAGCACAUACCACUGGCAGGAAACCACUUUCUGACAUUUCAAAUUCCGGAAAGCAAAAUCGGAAUGAGGGAUCAAAGAGGAGCUACAAUGCAAAGCUAAGUGUUGUAGCAGAGGAACCAAUUGAUGCCAAUGCUAUUGCAGGAGAACAGUUUCUGCACAAUCAUGAAGAAUGCAUCAAAGUGCAGUCAAGAGUUAUGAACUUGGAUCAGUUUCUUCAGAUGAUUGGACUAGAUAAUGAUAUUAUAAAACAGCAUGCAAACACUGUGUCAAUUAAGGUGAAGGCUGAGAGUCCCCCAAGGCAGCACUUGGAACUGGAAGAGAUGACUGAGGAGCUAAUUGAAGAGGAGUUCUGGAACGACAAGCUGUGGUCUUGUAAACUUGAUUCUCCACCUCCGUGCAGAACUCCAAAAUCACCUAAGCAUUACAUGAACAGCGACUACAACUUUGCAUUGUUAGAAUCCCCGUAGUUGCCAAAGGCAUUGAUCACCCCUCUCAUCAAUGCUUGUUUGGAUAGGUAGUAAUUUUGCAGGAGUCAUGGGUGUCAUUCUUUUCAUCUUUCAGAAAGGAAACUAUUCUCCUUUAUUUCAUGGACAGUUGAUAUUGUAGAAUAUUGCCGCCGUGACAGUGUAACUGACAAUUCUUUAGCCAUUUAUUUUGGGAUUAAGCAA